ACAGCGUAUGUCAACCUAAAAGAUAUUCGAUAAAAUAAACAUUCAUAUAUAUUCUUUCAUGUGUAUUUCAUGAUAUCUGAACUGAACGAUUCUAAGUAAAUCGGAAUAAUUGAUUUCGAUUCUAACAAGUGUCAUUGCUAACCUUUUAAAAUGGAAACAAAUUUAAUACAAACUUCAAUUUUUAAAAUUUCAUAUGGAUCUCGUUUGGAUUGUUAACGCUGUAAACGCUUAUAUGUUUUGAACUAAAAACUACCUUCAUUUAAAAAGGUAAUAACAACAUUUGGAACCAGAUAUUAAAGCUUUUCGAGAAAGUGCACCACAAUGGCGAUUGACGUGGAGUUGUUAUUUACCGCAUGCGUCCUCUCAGUUGUUCUUGUUCAAUAUUCUGAAGCGGCCCCAGUGUUUACGUCACCCGCUACGCCAUUGACGUCAACGGCCACGAUCGAAGAAUCUGACGUCACCGGCACCAACGUCAUGACGUUGGCUGCUACUGAGGCCGUAACGUUUACCAUUGGGUCUCAAUCGCCGUCAACACCAACCAAAUUUGGCAUUUCUGGUGGAGUGACGUUGGUGACGUCAGAUACGUUUGAUUAUGAGGCAGGAGAGACGUCGUAUAUUCUUGAGAUAGUGGCAACGUCAAGUUCAGACAGCACUCAAUCGACGGCGACCGUCACUAUCAACGUCAACAAUGUCAACGACAACAUACCCGUGUUGUCCCCCAACUUCUAUUUUGCCACAGUGGCUGAAAACACGGCGUCUGGAUCUUCCAUAUCGCUUCUUACCGUCACCGAUGCCGACGGCGACGCCCUGACAAUCACUGUAGCCGCCGGUGACGACGCCAGCAACAAGUUUACGUUCAACUCCGGUAACCCCAAACUGAUCGAGACGUCAUCCAACGCCAUCGACUAUGAGACGUUAUCUGGCGCGAACUACAAGUAUACGUUGGUUGUAGAAGCGACGGAUGGAACAAAUACCGGGACCGCUACCGUCAUUGUCACGGUCACAAACGUGAACGAGGCUACCCCGUCGUUUGUCACGGCCAGUUUCAGUCCGGCGUACACAUCGGCAACGACAGCGUACAAUAUAGAUGAGACAUCUGCCGUCGGGACGUCCAUUGUGACGGUGACGGCAUCCGACGCCGACAUUGGAGCGGCGGGAGAAGUGGAGUACAGCGUGGGGACCAUAACAAAAAGUACCGGUUCUGCGACUACGGGGAUUUUCGGCGUGGAUCCAUCUUCCGGCGUCCUCUCCACUAUCGUAACCACAUUGGAUUGUGACACGGCGACCGGUGGGCUUGCGUAUUAUGACGUCACCAUUAUUGCGUCAGAUAAAGGAUCCCCGGUUAACUCCGCCACCAUCCAAGUCCGUGUGGGCCUGGUUGACGUCAACGAUAACACUCCCACGUUCGCACAGAACGUUUAUACAGUGUCGAUACCGGAAACAACCGCUGCGACGACCAGUUUGUUGACGUUGACCGCCACGGACGACGACGUUACGGCUGCCGCGUUGACGUUUACGUUAGAAACGUCUAGUUCACCGUCAGCGUAUGCGUCCAAAUUUGAACUGGACUCAACCACAACAAAUCAGCUCAACUUGUUGGCCGCCGUUGACCUAGACGUCGGUGACGCCUCCUCCUACAUUCUUGUCGUGUCGGUUGCUGACGGCGGCUCCCCGGCGCUCACCAGUACCACUUCCGUCAUCGUCACUGUCACUGCCGUAAACGAUGCGGCGCCGUCCGUCACCGGAGCCACUGUCGCUAUUGACGAAUCAACGGCCGUUGGCGGUGCUGUCAUAACUGUUGCUGCGACGGAUGCUGACACAGGAGCUGAUGGGGAUUUAACUUUUUCUAUCAGUCUGGGCAACUCUGCCGGAAAAUUCGCCAUUGACCCGACGACCGCCGCCAUCAGCGUUGCUGGAAGCCUGGACUACGAGACGACCACCCAGUACCUGCUCACAGUGAAGGCGACGGACGGAGGUUCCACCGCUCAGACCGGAAGUGCCACCAUCACCGUAAACAUCAAUGACAUCAGUGACCAGGCACCCACGUGUUCUACAAACUCCUACCAAAUUUCCAUUGACGAACCUGGAACCGUUUCGUCUGUAAAUUACGUAUCUCUUGCAUGCACUGACACCGAUGCCGUUGACACGUUGACGUAUUCCAUAGCGUCAGGGAACACUGGAACGGCGUUCAGUAUUUCAGCGUCUGGCGAAAUAACAUUAGCUUCCGCACUUGACUAUGACGCGGGGACUCAGAAUUUCGUCUUAAGCGUCCAAGUAACAGACGGGACCAACACGUUAACGAUCCCGGUCACUGUUGACGUCAAUCACGUGAACGAGGCUGCGCCUUCCGUCACAGGAAACACCGUCAGCAUCGACGAAUCAACGGUUGUUGGCGGUGCUGUAACGACUGUCGCGGCAACGGAUGCUGACGCGGGAAAUGACGGAGAUCUGACUUAUUCUAUUAUUUUGGGCAACUCUGCCGGCAAGUUUGACAUUGACCCGACGACCGGCGCCAUACGCGUGACCGGAAGUCUGGACUACGAGACGACCACCCAGUACCUGCUCACAGUACAGGCAACGGACGGCGGCUCCCCCGCUCAGUCUGGAAGCGCCACCGUCACCGUCAACAUCAAUGAUAUAAGUGACCAGGCCCCCACGUGUUCAACAAACUCCUACCAAAUAUCUAUUGACGAACCUGGAACCGUUUCGUCCGUUAAUUACGUAUCUCUUGCAUGCACUGACACCGAUGCCGUUGACACGUUGACGUAUUCAAUAGCGUCUGGGAAUACCGGAACGACGUUCAGUAUUUCUGCGUCUGGCGAAAUAACGUUAGCUUCCGCACUUGACUAUGACGCGGGGACUCAGAAUUUCGCCUUAAGCGUCCAAGUAACAGACGGGACCAACACGUUAACGAUGCCGGUCGCUGUUGACGUCAACCACGUGAACGAGGCUGCGCCUUCCGUCACAGGAAACACCGUCAGCAUCGACGAAUCAACGGUUGUUGGCGGUGCUGUAACGACUGUCGCGGCAACGGAUGCUGACGCGGGAAAUGACGGAGAUCUGACUUAUUCUAUUAUUUUGGGCAACUCUGCCGGCAAGUUUGACAUUGACCCGACGACCGGCGCCAUACGCGUGACCGGAAGUCUGGACUACGAGACGACCACCCAGUACCUGCUCACAGUACAGGCAACGGACGGCGGCUCCCCCGCUCAGUCUGGAAGCGCCACCGUCACCGUCAACAUCAAUGAUAUAAGUGACCAGGCCCCCACGUGUUCAACAAACUCCUACCAAAUAUCUAUUGACGAACCUGGAACCGUUUCGUCUGUUAAUUACGUAUCUCUUGCAUGCACUGACACCGAUGCCGUUGACACGUUGACGUAUUCAAUAGCGUCUGGGAAUACCGGAACGACGUUCAGUAUUUCUGCGUCUGGCGAAAUAACGUUAGCUUCCGCACUUGACUAUGACGCGGGGACUCAGAAUUUCGCCUUAAGCGUCCAAGUAACAGACGGGACCAACACGUUAACGAUGCCGGUCGCUGUUGACGUCAACCACGUGAACGAGGCUGCGCCUUCCGUCACAGGAAACACCGUCAGCAUCGACGAAUCAACGGUUGUUGGCGGUGCUGUAACGACUGUCGCGGCAACGGAUGCUGACGCGGGAAAUGACGGAGAUCUGACUUAUUCUAUUAUUUUGGGCAACUCUGCCGGCAAGUUUGACAUUGACCCGACGACCGGCGCCAUACGCGUGACCGGAAGUCUGGACUACGAGACGACCACCCAGUACCUGCUCACAGUACAGGCAACGGACGGCGGCUCCCCCGCUCAGUCUGGAAGCGCCACCGUCACCGUCAACAUCAAUGAUAUAAGUGACCAGGCCCCCACGUGUUCAACAAACUCCUACCAAAUAUCUAUUGACGAACCUGGAACCGUUUCGUCUGUUAAUUACGUAUCUCUUGCAUGCACUGACACCGAUGCCGUUGACACGUUGACGUAUUCAAUAGCGUCUGGGAAUACCGGAACGACGUUCAGUAUUUCUGCGUCUGGCGAAAUAACGUUAGCUUCCGCACUUGACUAUGACGCGGGGACUCAGAAUUUCGCCUUAAGCGUCCAAGUAACAGACGGGACCAACACGUUAACGAUGCCGGUCGCUGUUGACGUCAACCACGUGAACGAGGCUGCGCCUUCCGUCACAGGAAACACCGUCAGCAUCGACGAAUCAACGGUUGUUGGCGGUGCUGUAACGACUGUCGCGGCAACGGAUGCUGACGCGGGAAAUGACGGAGAUCUGACUUAUUCUAUUAUUUUGGGCAACUCUGCCGGCAAGUUCGACAUUGACCCGACGACCGGCGCCAUACGCGUGACCGGAAGUCUGGACUACGAGACGACCACCCAGUACCUGCUCACAGUACAGGCAACGGACGACGGCUCCCCCGCUCAGUCUGGAAGCGCCACCGUCACCGUCAACAUCAAUGACAUAAGUGACCAGGCCCCCACGUGUUCAACAAACUCCUACCAAAUAUCUAUUGACGAACCUGGAACCGUUUCGUCCGUUAAUUACGUAUCUCUUGCAUGCACUGACACCGAUGCCGUUGACACGUUGACGUAUUCAAUAGCGUCUGGGAAUACCGGAACUACGUUCAGUAUUUCUGCUUCUGGCGAAAUAACGUUAGCUUCCGCACUUGACUAUGACGCGGGGACUCAGAAUUUCGCCUUAAGCGUCCAAGUAACAGACGGGACCAACACGUUAACGAUGCCGGUCGCUGUUGACGUCAACCACGUGAACGAGGCUGCGCCUUCCGUCACAGGAAACACCGUCAGCAUCGACGAAUCAACGGUUGUUGGCGGUGCUGUAACGACUGUCGCGGCAACGGAUGCUGACGCGGGAAAUGACGGAGAUCUGACUUAUUCUAUUAUUUUGGGCAACUCUGCCGGCAAGUUCGACAUUGACCCGACGACCGGCGCCAUACGCGUGACCGGAAGUCUGGACUACGAGACGACCACCCAGUACCUGCUCACAGUACAGGCAACGGACGGCGGCUCCCCCGCUCAGACCGGAAGCGCCACCGUCACCGUUAACAUCAAUGAUAUCAGUGACCAGGCACCCACGUGUUCUACAAACUCCUACCAAAUAUCUAUUGACGAACCUGGAACCGUUUCGUCUGUUAAUUACGUAUCUCUGGCGUGUACUGACACGGAUGCCGUUGACACGUUGACAUAUUCCAUAGCGUCGGGAAAUACUGGGUCGAAGUUCAACAUCAGCCCAGCUGGUGUAAUUACGUUGGCAUCUGCCCUAGACUACGACGCGGGAACGCAGAACUUUGCUGUGUCAGUCCAAGUAACAGACGGCACAACAACGUUAACGAUUCCCGUCACAAUCGUCGUCAAUCCCGUCAACGAGGCCACUCCGACGUUCGGCGCAGACGUGGACGUUACGUUCGCGGAAAACACGGCAGUUGGUACGUCGCUGGCGACACACGCUGCCACCGACGCUGAUGCUUCGCCUCAUGCAGUUGUCAGCUACUCGAUCAGUUCAGUAUCAAACAGCGGUUCAAGUAAAUUCAGCAUUGACCAUAAGACUGGUGAACUCAGUCUGGCUCAGAUGUUGGACUACGAGACGGCUACAAACUACGUAAUCACCGUUCUCGCCGUCGAUGGAGGGUCGCCCACACCUAACACGGGAACAGGAACAGUUACGAUACAGGUGUCAGACGUGAACGACAACGUACCGACGUGUUCAGCGUAUGCCCACGUUUUAACGGUGGCGGAAGACACUGCAACGACCACGGCGGUGAUAUCUGACCUGGGAUGCACUGAUGGCGAUGGUACCACACCGACAUACUCCAUCGCCACUCAGACGCCCAUGAACCACUUCUCCAUAGACACCACUGGGGCUACUCCUGCACUGGUCGUGGGGUCUGCCUUGGAUUUUGAAACCAAUACAGCGUAUAACAUCGAAAUCACAGUAAGCGAUGGAAGUCUCUCAACAAUCGUGCACGUUGACAUAGAAAUAACGGACGUAAACGACGGCGGGCCGACAUUCGCCCUGGCCACAUACAGCUGGACCCUUUCAGAGGAUGAAAACAUUGGAGCAUCGCUAUUAACCGUUACUGCUACGGACCCAGAUUUAUCGACCAGCGAGUUUGGGAGACUGACAUUCUCGAUUACUGCUGGGAACAGUGAGAAGAAGUUCAUUAUUAAUCCUCAAACAGGAAAGGUCAGUCUUGCCGGACCUUUGGAUUAUGACUCUACUACAUCCUACUCUCUGACUCUUCAAGUCAGCGAAGAAUCUGGAGGAAACACGGACACCGCGACUUUGGAUAUAACGGUCACUAAUGAGAAUGACAACAUCCCAUCUUGCACGUCAGAAAUGACCUAUACAAAGGUGAUUGCUGAGGAAGGGACUGUGAAUGAUGUGAUGUAUACCAUGACGUGUUCUGACAUCGAUGGUGAUACACUGACCUACACAAUUGGAUCUGGUGAUACGAAUUAUUUCAAGAUUGACGGCUCAGAACUGCAGCUAAAGGCGUCCAUAGACUACGAUACUGUUACAUCUAGUCAGUAUGACCAUACCAUUGAGGUUUCCGACGGCGACAAUACCAUAGAGGUCAAGGGAAGCGUUGUGGUCACUGCUGUUAAUGAAGCAGACCCAUUGAUUACGUCAGGUACUACUCUGUCAAUAGCGGAGACAGAGGCUGUGGGAACGAGCGUGUACCAAGCCGCUGCUACAGAUGCAGAGACAGGCGGUCAUGGUGAGCUGCGCUACUACAUCGGGGGAGGAAACACUGGAGAUGCAUUCUCAAUAGAUCCGAUAACGGGAAAUAUGUAUGUUGCACAGAAGCUUGACUAUGACGCCGGUACCACGUCGUAUUCUUUGACUAUAAAAGUGGAAGACAUGGAAUCAUCUGGUACAGACACUCGGACUUCCUCAAUAACCUUAGUUGUAACAAUAACGGACGAUAAUGACCAAACACCAAUAUUUACUCAGAACCUGUACACAGCUAAUUUAGACGAAAAUGUAGCCAAUCCAACGACAGUGCUGACAGUGGCUGCCACAGAAACAGACACUGGUGCAAGUGGAACAAUAACAUAUUCUAUCAAAUCGGGAACGGGGACAUCUCGUUUUACCAUUGAUGAAACAACUGGAGUAAUAAGCACUAAUGCCGAUAUUGACUUUGAAGUUCUUUCUUCCUACGACCUUAUAGUUGAAGCAAAAGACAGUGGUGCCUCGCCUUUAUCUUCAACAUGCUACGUUCGUAUCACGAUCAUUGACAUGAAUGACAAUACACCAGUGUUUCCAGGUGAAAAUAUUGCAGUUUCCAUUUCUGAAGCCACCGCGCCUGACACAGAGGUGACUGUCGCGUUGGCGACUGACUCGGACUCCGUCUACGGGAAUAACAACGUUAUCGUCUACUCGUUUUCUACUGUUCAAGCAAAGUUUAAAAUCCACCAAAAUACAGGGAGUAUAACUGUCAAAGAUACCCUUGACAGGGAAACAGCCACAAGUCACACUUUCAUCGUCUUUGCGACAGACCAAGGAACCAACCCUCAAGCGAAUACAGGUAGUGUUACCUAUACCGUUUAUAUGGAUGAUGAAAAUGAUAACGAUCCUGUGGUUCAGAGUACACCGUACGAUAAGACUGUGGCUGAAGACACACCAAUUAACACUGUGGUUUACACAUUAACUGUCACUGAUAAUGAUGAAAAUGAAAACGCCCAUCUGACGUAUGAAAUUACAAAUGGAAACACUAAUAGCGAUUUUUACAUAGACUCUGCAUCAGGGCUGAUCCAGUUUGUAAAUGUUCUUGACAGAGAAACGACGGACUUGUAUAAACUGGAAGUAACGAUCACUGACAGCGGUUCUGCCCCGCGUAGUACGAGCGUUACCGCUACUGUAACGAUAAGCGACGUCAAUGAUAAUAACCCGAUCUUCCAGCCAGGCGGAACAGACACGUAUAAUUUCAGUAUAUCAGAACAUCAACCAGCGGCGACGCUUGUAGAUCUCGUGGACACUACUGACGCUGAUAUCGAUGCAAACGGCGCCGUAACAUACCAGAUCGCUUACUGGAUCGACGGUAACAGCACUCACUUUGAUCUGGACUCAAGUAGCGGAGCUAUCACCACUGAGUUUAAUUUGGACAGAGAAACGUUUGAUUUAUAUACAUUCGUUGCACGUGCUACCGAUGGUGGUACCAAUCCAUUAACGGCGACCGCUACUGUUACAAUUCAUAUUCUUGAUUAUAACGAUAACAAACCAACGUUCACGUCGAUACUUUACACGGGAACAGUCAUAGAAAAUACCGCGACGGGCACAAGCAUUCUCACGUUAGUAAUUGAUGAUAUUGAUAUUCUUGUGAACGACGACAUAACGCUCUCAAUAACCAAUGACGCCACAGCAGAUUUUUACCUCGCUACUGCCGACGAUACGUUUAUUAUAUCAGUAGAAACGCCUAUAGAUAGAGAGACAAUCGAUUACUUCAAUUUCACGUUAACGGCAACAGACGGCGGAUCACCAGCGUUAUCAUUUACCACAUCAAUAGAAAUUACGGUACUUGACGUGAAUGACAACGAGCCGUUGUUUUCACCGACGUUUUACAGCAAAGAGAUAGCGUACAAUGACGGUUGUCAAUUGACAGCGGCAACGUUGACGGCAAGUGACGCUGAUAUCGGCGUAAAUAAAGAUUUUACCUUCUCUGUUACACAGAACGAUAACCCAGAGCUGUUCGAACUAAACUCGGUUACAGGUGACAUUACGUUGAUUGCCACGGCCUAUCCAGGCACCAAAUAUGAAUUCUACGCUUCCGCAACUGACGAAGGAAGUCCGGCGUUAACGUCAACGCAAGGAGCGACGGUUCGCAUUGACGCCUAUAAUCCUGAUGCUGUGGUUUUAAACUACUAUAUGAGUAUUUCCAGAGCCACUUUUUUGACAAUGGAAUCGACGUUUUUCACCUUACUAACGACAGUGUUUCAACAAACGUACUCCACCUCAGAAGUGAAACGGUGGUGUGUGGCGGAAAUUAGCAGCAGCUCCUGUAUUGUCCGUUCGUAUGUGAUAAAGGACAAUACCGCCGACGAGUUUUCUGAGCUCGGCAACGAUAAAGUGUUUUUGUCAGUGGACGAGGCGUACACUAUAGCCGCCCUUGAUGACGUAGGUACUCCGGCAGGGGAUAUUACUGGGCCGUCGUGGACAACAUUUGGCAUCUACAAAGUGGAGAAGUACGUCACACCUGAAGUUGAGAUUUCAUGGAUCCGGACGACGGCCGGCAUCGUAACGGUGUCCCUCGCAUGCGGAGGUGCUUUUAUCCUUUUACUUGCCGGAACCGCUGUCGCCGUUUACAAGUACCGCCACCGCAAACGAACACCAAUCAGCCGGGCGGAGGAGACAGAAAAUCGCGUUGACCGCCGGAAGCCAGCAAGGAGACCCAAAGAGAAGCCCAUGUUCCAGGCGUCACCAUCCGAAGGUCUGGUGAAACCGUACGAUAAGGCAAACCUGCCGCCAGCCAUUGUGGCGCUACCGCUGCCUAAUUCACAGCCGCAAACCGCUAGGACCCGAGGGCCAGCACCAAGACCGCCACGACAAAGGGAAAUGAAGUUACACAGCGCCAACUCUGACUGGGACGAGCCGCCCCAAUUUACGCAUGGACGCCUAAACCACGAGUCGCCACAUCCUGUCCCCAAACCGCCCGUUUACGAGCCGCCUGCCUCACCGUCCCGGGCUCUUCUUUACACCCCUCCCAGGAAUCAGAUCACUCCUGUCGAAAUCCACAUUGAUACCCCGCCGCCGAGCGUCACUCCGCCGCCCAUACGAAAACCGGAUCUGGUGAAUACCAGGAACCUCCCACUUCAAACUGACAUAAAGCAGCCGACGCCUUUUAUCGAUGACGCGCCUUCUUUCAAAACUCCACCGGCUAAGGAACCCUUCAUUGAUAAAAAUUAUGUGGUCACCAAUAGAAAGUUCGACGGUCGGGCAAUAGAUCCGGUGUCAGGCCGAAUGUUCGAGUUCAACACGAAGACGAAUGAACGUCGAUUUCUCACGCCAGAACCUAAAAAUUAAUUAAAUGACGUCAUGUUCGAUAUUUCUCCUUUCUUUGUUUUAGAAAAAAAGAUAAAAAGUGUAAAACUGCUAUAAAUAACCUAGGAAUAUGAUAAUGUGGAAUUGACGGUCAGCUUUGUGAACCUCAAGGAACAGAGAGUUGGUUGCAAGGACGAUAUUGUGAAUACAUGUAAUAACUUAAUGCUUUAUACGUUACCCAUUAUAAUCAAUAUUAUGAGUCUGUUUUGAACUUGAUCGUUAUUAAAGUUUCAAAAACUA
This is a messenger RNA of Mya arenaria, 10308 nucleotides long. Its product is annotated as protocadherin Fat 4-like. Bases 322 to 10050 code for a protein of 3242 amino acids. Gene Ontology annotation, biological process: homophilic cell-cell adhesion. Gene Ontology annotation, cellular component: plasma membrane. The transcript is spliced from 46 exons. The record is from RefSeq and is a predicted model, not a curated record. NCBI's taxonomy places the organism in Eukaryota, Metazoa, Mollusca, Bivalvia, Myida, Myidae. Gene Ontology annotation, molecular function: calcium ion binding.